This is a messenger RNA of Mycena indigotica, 693 nucleotides long. Its product is annotated as ADP-ribosylation factor family-domain-containing protein. NCBI's taxonomy places the organism in Eukaryota, Fungi, Basidiomycota, Agaricomycetes, Agaricales, Mycenaceae. The transcript is spliced from 5 exons. The record is from RefSeq and is a predicted model, not a curated record. Gene Ontology annotation, cellular component: Golgi apparatus. Bases 49 to 693 code for a protein of 214 amino acids. Gene Ontology annotation, biological process: Golgi to plasma membrane protein transport; intracellular protein transport; protein localization to organelle. Gene Ontology annotation, molecular function: GTP binding; GTPase activity.
GACUUCUACUGCCACCAUCUCCCCAGCUUCUUCCGGCGCGCAACGGGAAUGGGCGCCGCAUUCUCAUCCGCCGAUGCUGUGGCGACCGACCUGCUACUGCCCAACGCCCCAAAGAUAUUCACGGUGGUUAUGCUCGGACUCGAAGGUGCAGGCUGCACUAGUCUACUCAGCCGUCUUCUAGUCCCAACAGACGAGCAGCCUGAGCUUCCACCAACCAGCCCUACUCUAGCACUCGACAGAGUCGACGUGUCGUAUGGUUCUCAUCGCAUCCACUUCUGGAACCCGAGUGGACAUGAGAGGAUGCGCAACCUGUGGCCGUUGUCUUUUCCUCACGCGCAUGCAUUUCUUUUCAUCGUCGACGCUACAUCCACCGCUCCCGCUUCCUCUUUGGACAAGGCCAAAGAAACACUCCAUGGGCUAUGCACCUCUCCCAAAACCUGGACCUGUGCCGACCCCGACUUCCCGCUAUUUGUGCUGGUGAACAAAAUCGAUGUCGCUGGCACUCCCAGCUUGAAGGACGUAGCCGCAGCGAUGGACAUUGAAGGACUGACGAAACUGCGUUGUGGCGGGGAGGUGCCACUGCUGGCUACGUCUGCCUUGACUGGGGCAGGGUUAAAGAGCGUGUUGGAUUCCCUGGUCGCUCGAGUAUCUCACUACCAUAUCGCUACCCAUAAUGCACGCAUAGAGGAAUAA